GGAAGGAUUAGAGUUUGCUCGGCGAAAGCAUAUAGAAGACCUUAGAAGAAAAGAAGAUGAACUUCGUUUAGAGCAUGACGAAUCUCUUAAGAUCCAAAGGGAAGAACUCCUUUUAGAACGUGCCCAGGUUUUGAAAAAGCAGAAAUUAAAGCACGCUCGAAUUUUAGAGGGGCAUGAGGCAGGGUUUAGAAAGCGACUUCAAAAAGCUCUUGUUAGACGAGAUAGGGAACAUGAAGAAGAUCUUGAAAGAAGAUUGCGAGAACAAAAGGAUACAUUGGAGCUUGAAGGGGCACAAAUUUUAGCAGAAAGAAUAAGAGCGCUUAGUUUAGGACAGAAAAAAGCGUUGGAAGAACGGGACAGGGUUAUAGAAAAACAAAAGAAGAAGGAAGAAGAAUUAGAAAAGCAAAAGGAAUUGUUGGCGCGGCAAAAGAAGGCAUUUGACCAGCAGAGAGAAGAACUUCUUUUGGUACAGGAGGGGCUUAGAAAGCUUCAGCUUGAGCAUGAGCGUACUUUGGAAGAGAAGGAAGAACAAAGGAAACGUAUCGAACAAUUGCUUUUGAAGCAGCGUGAAGAUGAAGAAAAGAUUCGACUGCAACAAGAAGAGAUAGAAAAGCAGAAAACAGUUAUUCUCGAAAUGCGUGAAGAGAUAGAAGAAAAGGAAGCUCUCCUUUUAAAACAAGCUAAAGAACUGGAGGAAAAAGAGCUUCUUUUGGCGCGGCAAAAAGAAGAGCUCGCAGAGCUGAGAGAACAGGCUAAAAGCGAUCUUGAAAAGCAGAAAGCAGAGCUUCUCCUCGACCACCAAGAAAAGUUAGAACAAGAAAAAGAGAGAUUAGAGCGUAGAGUUUUAGAUCUAGAAGCAGAACAUCAAGCAGAUAUAGAGGAAGUUAGAAGGUCUCUCUUGUCUCAGUACCAAGAAAGGACUGUAGAGCAAGAAGAAAAUCUCUCUUCCCAAUAUAAAUUGCUAUUGGAAGAUAAAAUUGCAAGCCUUCAUGAAGAAUAUGCAAGAAAGGCGAUGGAACAAAGUGCUUCUGUUUAUCCUGAUAAAGAAGAGAAAGAGAGGGUGGAAAAAGACUUGGAAGCAUCACAAGCUUCUAUAUCUCCUGCAUCUUCAGAGUUUCCAGAGGUGAGUAGUUUAGUGAGACUUCUUGAUGAUGAUGAAGAGGCUUCUCCCCAAAACUAUGAAGCUAUAGAAUACGCAACAGUGAUGGAUAACGUACAAGAU
Messenger RNA from Stylophora pistillata, 1222 nucleotides. Its product is annotated as trichohyalin-like. The record is from RefSeq and is a predicted model, not a curated record. NCBI's taxonomy places the organism in Eukaryota, Metazoa, Cnidaria, Anthozoa, Scleractinia, Pocilloporidae.